GUGAGAAUCGCCCAGCAGCAUCUCAGCCGAGCAGCAGCGCAAAAAUGCACUGAACUACGCAUCUUAGGACAUUUCCACCCUCUUUCGGUUUGCCAUGAGGGCGUGUGAUGGAAAUAACGGGGAUGUUCGCACCGGAUUACGUCCCUUUAUUUUGAGAGAAAUGCGGAUUGUUUUGCACUCGAGGUGUUAACGCAGAAAAAAAAUACAAAAAUGAAGAAGCAAUUCAAUCGGAUGCGGCAGCUCGCCAACCAGACUGUUGGCAGGGCGGAAAAAACAGAGGUACUGAGCGAAGACCUGCUGCAGGUGGAGAAGCGUUUAGACCUGGUGAAGCAGGUCUCUCACAGCACACAUAAGAAGCUGACCGCCUGUCUGCAGGGACAACAAGGCACCGAUUUAGACAAGAGAUCAGUCAAAUCACCCUCGAAAAAGUUGCCUCUGACGAUACUUGCUCAAUGUAUGGUGGAGGGAGCAGCUGUUUUAGGAGACGACUCUCUUCUUGGUAAGAUGCUGAAGCUCUGUGGUGACACGGAGGAGAAGCUGGCCCAAGAGCUGCUCGUCUUUGAGUUUCAGAUCGAAAGAGAUGUUGUGGAGCCUUUGUAUGUGCUGGCUGAGGUGGAAAUUCCAAACAUUCAGAAACAGCGAAAACACUUAGCCAAACUCGUCCUGGACAUGGAUUCAGCAAGGACACGGUGGCAGCAGUCAUCCAAAUCUUCAAGUCACCCUAGUAAUGUGCAGCAGGGCGGAGCUAAGUCUGAUUCCCUGAGAGAGGAAAUGGAGGAGACCGCCAAUCGGAUGGAAAUCUGCAGGGACCAGUUAUCAGCGGACAUGUACAACUUUGUGGCCAAAGAAAUAGACUAUGCAAACUACUUUCAAACGCUCAUAGAGGUACAGGCGGAGUAUCACAGGAAGUCUUUGGAGAUUCUGCAGAGUGUGCUGCCACAGAUCAAAGCUCACCAGGAGGCCUGGAUAGAGAAACCAUCGUAUGGAAAGGCCUUGGAGGAACAUCUAGCCAUCAGUGGCAGAGAGAUUGCGUUUCCUAUCGAGGCGUGCGUCACCAUGCUGCUCGAAUGUGGCAUGCAGGAAGAGGGUUUAUUUCGGGUGGCCCCCUCGGCCUCCAAGCUGAAGAAACUGAAGGCGUCCCUGGACUGCGGGGUUCUGGAUGUGCAGGAGUACUCGGCCGACCCACAUGCCAUCGCGGGAGCGUUGAAGUCUUAUCUUCGUGAACUUCCCGAACCUCUAAUGACCUUUGAACUCUAUGAUGAAUGGAUUCAAGCUUCAAAUAUUCAAGAUAUGGAUAAAAGACUCCAAGCCCUUUUGUGUACAUGUGAGAAACUACCAGCAGACAAUCUGAACAACUUCAGAUAUUUAAUCAAGUUCUUAGCCAAACUCACGGAGCAUCAAGACUCUAAUAAAAUGACGCCAGGUAAUAUUGCAAUAGUCCUUGGACCCAACCUGCUGUGGACACAUUCAGAAGGGAACAUGACAGAGAUGAUGACCACCAUGUCCCUGCAAAUCGUGGGCAUCAUCGAGCCGAUCAUCCAGCAUGCGGACUGGUUCUUCCCUGGAGAUAUCGAGUUCAACCUGACAGGCAGUUACGGCAGCCCGGUCCACACCAACCACAACUCCAACUACAGCUCCAUGCCCUCGCCCGAUAUGGACCAAUCAGAGCGCAAGCAGCAGCACGACCAGAGCCGCCGCCCACUCAGCGUUGCUACUGACAACAUGAUGCUGGAAUUCUACAAGAAGGACGGCAUUAGGAAAAUUCAAAGCGUGGGUGUCAGAGUCAUGGACACAUCGUGGGUGAAGGGCAAAAGUUCGUCCACACUGGCCCGCAAAGCCUCAUCCACGCCUCCCAGCGCCCAGCCGCCCGGCUCUCCGGCAGACACCCUGAUCACUGAGCAGCCCGGUGAGCUGGCCACAUCUCCAAUCCCCACCCCCCCUCCUGGAGACAGGGGCAGCUCAGACGACGUGUCGCCCAAUCGGCCGGAUUCCUCACAUGUCUAUUCGUCCCACGUGGAGGAGCGGCCACCCCCUCCGUACCCUUCCUCGUCCUCCCAUCCCGGCCCUCACCACUUCUACCCCAAGCCCCCUCCCUGCGCUCGGCCCGUCGCCCCCGGGCCCGAAUCCCAGCCUCCCGGCUCCCCUCCUCCGCCCCUGCGCUGGGUGGGCUUUGGCCCACCCCUUCCCCAGCCCCAACCACCACCGUCCUCUUCCUCCUCCUCUUCCUCUUCCUCACUCGAUAUCAACUCCAACCCCAAGCCUAGCUGCCUGCACUUUUCCAAACACGGCCCCGUGUGUGACGCGCCGCAUGCCGCUCCCCCUGACGCCACUGCCUCACCCCUCUACAUUAAAACCCCUCUCGUGCUGACCCGCCACGACGUGUCCCUCGAAACCCCUAGCCUCCCCUCCUCCGCCCCCCCGCCGUGGGCCGCCUGUCCAUGUGCCUGCGAGAGAGGACCCCCCAGGCUGACUAGCACUCUAAAGAGCAAGGAGCUCUCUCCUGUGAUUGGCCACAAGGCUGUGCAGGCGUCAGGAGCAACAUUGCCCCCUGUCGGCGGUCAACAGAGCAACAGCCAGUCUCCCCACUCUGCCGAGCACAGCCCCCACACCUUACGCAAAGCUUCUAAGAAAUUGGCCCCUGUGCCGCCCAAGGUUCCCUACGGCCAGUCGUCGGGGAUGUCAGACCAAUCCACAGGUCAGCCGUCUCCGGUUAGCCUGUCCCCCACUCCCCCAAGUACCCCCUCCCCAUACGGUUUGGGCUGUCCCCCUGGACACGCGCCCACCUCUUCCCCUGGCCAAACCCCAUUAGGGGGACCCCAUACGUUGUCCUCGCCGCCCUCUCUGACUGGUACGCUCACAAAGUCCCGACCCACCCCAAAGCCCAGGCAGAGACCCAGUCUACCCCCUCCCCAGCCACCCACCGUCCCCUACGGCCCCCAGCCCCUGGAGCAGGGUCUACUUGACGGAUUGUCCCCCGGGGAGAGCAUGUCCACAGCAGAUUUCUUCAGUUUGGAAAUUCCCUCCAUCAACGUCAAUCUGGACAGCCUCUUGGACGAGUUCAGGGUGGUCCCGUGUCGGAGCUCCUUUGCUGCGGUCAGCUCUCCGGAGGGGGAGUCCGUGUCCGAGGAGGAGGGCCAAAGCACCACGCUAUGACCCCUGAGCCCACCCAUCAGCAUGCCAGCUUCACCCAGAACCCAUCAACUCCUGCUGAGGCCCAACUGGAAACCCACCUUGGCCAAACCCUCAGUCACGGAUAUUACACAAGAGACUCGAUAAGACGCCAACCACACAACAGGUGCCA
This is a messenger RNA of Puntigrus tetrazona (Sumatra barb), 3301 nucleotides long. RefSeq names its product Rho GTPase activating protein 44a (gene arhgap44a). The record is from RefSeq and is a predicted model, not a curated record. Gene Ontology annotation, cellular component: intracellular anatomical structure; dendritic spine; presynaptic active zone. Gene Ontology annotation, molecular function: GTPase activator activity; protein binding. Lineage: Eukaryota; Metazoa; Chordata; Actinopteri; Cypriniformes; Cyprinidae. Gene Ontology annotation, biological process: negative regulation of Rac protein signal transduction; positive regulation of GTPase activity; neurotransmitter receptor transport, endosome to postsynaptic membrane.